AUGAAAACCGGCAUCUUUCUUCUAUCCAGUAUCAUUGCUGGAGUGGCGGCUAUGGUAACCUUUUCUCGCUCCUCGGCGUUGCAGACAAGGCUAAUCUGCUGUAUCAAGGAUAUAGCCAACACAUCUACCACUUCAUUUAUUCUCCCAGACGGUUACACUGCUGUCCCCUUUUCAAUUCAGGGAUCUAUUGAGCGAGGUGGCGAAGUGAUGGCUUUCAACGGCACACUCAACUCGCAUACCGUUUGCAAAAUCCCCGACUAUCCAUCUGGAGGAAGAGCUAAGCUCCUGAGCGGGUAUGAUUUUCUGAAGAAAAUUCAUCAACCCUGUGAAGUAGCCGGUGGUCCCCGCAAGUGUGCUAUGCUCUGGUGCUCCCUGGGAACGUCGAUUUGGAUGUGCAACGACAAUACCGACAAGAUCACCCGAGACUGCGGUGACAUGGCUUCCUACGUCCUAGACAUAAUUGGUAAUCUAGAUUGCAUCACAAUGUGGGGCGGAAGUGAAGCCCUUAUACUAGGCCAAGAAUUUGACACGGACGGCUUUAACAUCAUCGCUGGUGGAGGUGGUUGUCCCGUGUAA
This is a messenger RNA of Annulohypoxylon maeteangense, 576 nucleotides long. RefSeq lists its product as uncharacterized. The transcript has 3 exons. The record is from RefSeq and is a predicted model, not a curated record. NCBI's taxonomy places the organism in Eukaryota, Fungi, Ascomycota, Sordariomycetes, Xylariales, Hypoxylaceae. Bases 1 to 576 code for a protein of 191 amino acids.